GAGAGCUUCACAGGGCCUCGUUGCGAGCGAUGCGCGGCGGACCUCUACGGGCCCAACUGCUCCGUCUACUGUACGGCCAACGGGACUUGCAGCGGGCAGGGCGUCUGCCGGGAGAGCGACGGGGGCUGCGAGUGCGAGCUGGGCUGGGGAGGGCGCUGGUGCAACGUAUCUAACACCUCCGCGACGGUAGCGGCGCCGUCAGGCUGUCUGUCAGCCCGAGACUGUAACGCUACAGCAGGCCGGGCGCUGUGCGUCAACGGGUCCUGCGUGUGCAAGGAGAGCUUCACAGGGCCUCGUUGCGAGCGAUGCGCGGCGGACCUCUACGGGCCCAACUGCUCCGUCUACUGUACGGCCAACGGGACUUGCAGCGGGCAGGGCGUCUGCCGGGAGAGCGACGGGGGCUGCGAGUGCGAGCUGGGCUGGGGAGGGCGCUGGUGCAACGUAUCUAACACCUCCGCGACGGUAGCGGCGCCGUCAGGCUGUCUGUCAGCCCGAGACUGUAACGCUACAGCAGGCCGGGCGCUGUGCGUCAACGGGUCCUGCGUGUGCAAGGAGAGCUUCACAGGGCCUCGUUGCGAGCGAUGCGCGGCGGACCUCUACGGGCCCAACUGCUCCGUCUACUGUACGGCCAACGGGACUUGCAGCGGGCAGGGCGUCUGCCGGGAGAGCGACGGGGGCUGCGAGUGCGAGCUGGGCUGGGGAGGGCGCUGGUGCAACGUAUCUAACACCUCCGCGACGGUAGCGGCGCCGUCAGGCUGUCUGUCAGCCCGAGACUGUAACGCUACAGCAGGCCGGGCGCUGUGCGUCAACGGGUCCUGCGUGUGCAAGGAGAGCUUCACAGGGCCUCGUUGCGAGCGAUGCGCGGCGGACCUCUACGGGCCCAACUGCUCCGUCUACUGUACGGCCAACGGGACUUGCAGCGGGCAGGGCGUCUGCCGGGAGAGCGACGGGGGCUGCGAGUGCGAGCUGGGCUGGGGAGGGCGCUGGUGCAACGUAUCUAACACCUCCGCGACGGUAGCGGCGCCGUCAGGCUGUCUGUCAGCCCGAGACUGUAACGCUACAGCAGGCCGGGCGCUGUGCGUCAACGGGUCCUGCGUGUGCAAGGAGAGCUUCACAGGGCCUCGUUGCGAGCGAUGCGCGGCGGACCUCUACGGGCCCAACUGCUCCGUCUACUGUACGGCCAACGGGACUUGCAGCAGGCAGGGCGUCUGCCGGGAGAGCGACGGGGGCUGCGAGUGCGAGCUGGGCUGGGGAGGGCGCUGGUGCAAUGCUUCGAAUGCUUCUAGUUUGACUGGAUGUUUUUCUCUGUCGAAAUGUAGCUCAGUGUCCGGAUAUGCAUUUUUUACAUGGUUGUGGUUUGGGGCAUUUGGGCGUUUGCUCACCAUGUUCUGUGUGUUCUAG
This is a messenger RNA of Guillardia theta CCMP2712, 1401 nucleotides long. RefSeq lists its product as hypothetical. NCBI's taxonomy places the organism in Eukaryota, Cryptophyceae, Pyrenomonadales, Geminigeraceae. The record is from RefSeq and is a predicted model, not a curated record. Gene Ontology annotation, molecular function: scavenger receptor activity. The transcript is spliced from 2 exons. The annotation marks the transcript as partial.